This is a messenger RNA of Xenopus laevis (African clawed frog), 473 nucleotides long. Its product is annotated as eotaxin. The transcript has 3 exons. The coding region runs from base 51 to 392 and encodes 113 amino acids. The record is from RefSeq and is a predicted model, not a curated record. NCBI's taxonomy places the organism in Eukaryota, Metazoa, Chordata, Amphibia, Anura, Pipidae.
AGUUGCGUACCACAAACAGUCUUUUAGUCAGCUCUUAGUCAGACACAGACAUGAAGCUUCUGCUUAUGGCACUUCUAAUUGGUCUUGGGAUGGUUUUACUGGCAACAACAAUGCAAGGACAAGAAGUUAUUUUAGGAAAGGUCUGCCUGGAAACCAAACUAAGCAAAGCAAUGAAAUGUAACAGGCUUAAAAGCUACGUAGAGCAAACUACUCCAGUUGCAGCCAUCAUGUUUACUACCAAAAAAAAUAAAGUAAUCUGUGUCAAUCCUGAACAGUCUUGGGUGAAACAGGCUGUACAGUGUCUCAAAACUAAAAAGUCAAAAGGACCAAACCCAAAGAAAAAAAAAAGCAAAAAGAAGAAUCGAAAAGCAAAGAGCAAGAGCACUCCUUAAGAAAGACAUUCCUUCAAUUGUAUCAGAAUUGUUUUACUAAUUUGUCAUUCUCGAAUUAAAUACGCCCAGUAUUGCAAUAUA